This is a messenger RNA of Bipolaris victoriae FI3, 198 nucleotides long. RefSeq lists its product as hypothetical. The record is from RefSeq and is a predicted model, not a curated record. The annotation marks the transcript as partial. The transcript has a single exon. NCBI's taxonomy places the organism in Eukaryota, Fungi, Ascomycota, Dothideomycetes, Pleosporales, Pleosporaceae.
AUCUCUGUAAGAAAAAAAAAGGGAAAACGGCCUAGGUACAAAGACAAGUACCAGAAGGGGGAGAAGAGAAAAAACGCCACAAAAUGCAAGAAUGCACUAUUGUUACAUGGACCGAAAGAAGAGAUAAGAAGAAGAAAACUUCAUGGUAUCAUAAACAAGACAUUGAACAGAAAGAGAAAAAAAGGAAAAGAGAGGUAA